AUGCUGAGGACUCAAGAAGCGAGUUCGGCUGCUAUUGCUUCGGACAGCCGAAGGCCGUGGAACUGCCGGAGGGGUGAAGGGAGGCUGUUUUCCUCGUACGAGAGAUCUCAAGAACGCGCGCCGUUCACGUUUCGCGAAGUUCGUGUCGAAAAGGGGGGGAACUCGAGCGGUCGUGCGAGAACGGAAGCAACCGGGAGGAACAGGAGUCCUGCUGAGCCGCGAAUCCCGACGAGUCUAACGUGCAAGAAACUGCCUCUAGAGUCGCGAGGGGGCCUGUUGGAAGGGAGGACACUGCGACUCUGCAGUACCCUGCGGCGAAAACCGUGCAGGCCUUCGCCGUCUUCAGUCGCUCCAGGGUGCGGGGACGAGAAAGUGGAGAGAUUCCCGUUUCGGCGGAGAUCCCCUCGCCUCGAGAAGCUUCAGAAACAGCGAGAAGCUGACGAUCUUGCGGGCAGUGACGCGUCAGGGACCUCGGGGCGCGCAGCCUCCCACGCGUCGCGCGGCCUUCACCCGAGCUUAUCCAGCAAGUCUCCAGGAAGGAAAGGGACCAGGCAGAAACUGACAGGCUCCACGCGCGGCUUUCUGCGAGAUGAAACGGCCGCUGAGGGACGCACGAAAAGUGAAGCGAGCGAUGCAGCAGGUUCACGGGGGAGACCAGUGCGGCAUGAAGCAAUCGGAAGCGUCGCACACGUGGCAAACACAGGGAAGGACAGCUGUCGCGAGAAAGGGGGUAGGGGACCACAACAUGGGGAUGCCCCAACCCGAACAAAGAGUGGUGAGCGCGGGACGAGAGACAACGAAGCAACGCGACCCGGCAAGAUGGAAGAACGGGACCUCGAUCCGCUGACUCGGAGUCAUCUGGCGGAAGGAUUGCCGCCUGAAAAAUGUCGACAGGACAGUCCUCGAACGCGGACGGCCCAUAUCCCAGAACAGUCGUGUGCACCAUCUGUUCGCCCUAUCUUCUGCACGCCGACCGGGGGCCCGUUGCGAGCGUCUUUGACCUCUGACUCUCGCCGUAGCUGGGAACGGGCUACAUUUUUCUCCCGAACUCCCUUCUCCGACUGCUCUGCCUUCUCGGUUUCUCCACCUGAGCACGUUUCCCCUUCUUCCUUUCUUCCGUCAGCCGCAGGCUCUGGCGAGUCGCGCCCUGUUUCGUCUCCCCGGCCCAGUGCGUCGUCUCCCUUGGCGCGUCGGCCUUCGCUUUGCAGCGGCGUUCCCUCGUCAAAUGGCUCUUCCGAGCCUUCCAACAGACUCGCGAGUUUCCAGCGAUGUGCCGGCGGUCAGGCCUCUGCGCGAGAGUCCGUAGCGAGUCCGAGAGGUUCCUUGGUGGCUUCUUCCACGUUUUCUCGUGGGCAAGGGCCCCAAGGGUGCGUCGAUACGGCGCGUGGGCCGACAGGCUGCACGCCUUUCGAUCGCCAAGAAGUGGAUGCCUGUCAACUGGCGCCUCAGCACCUUGAACGGGGUCAUCAAGUCGGCAUCACCUCCGCGGACCCGGUCCGUUCGUCCCUCUCCAUGAGGGCCGAGACAAGCAAUGAUACGGUCGCCGAAACGGCCCUCUUCGUCUCCCAGGCCGCAGCCAGUCGCCGUUCACGGUUCAGUGACGCAGCCCGGACCCCUGUCUGGGGCGGGAGGAGUCGCCAGAGUGUCAAGAGACCGUCGCCUCAGCGGCGAGACCUCAGAGAGUCCGGAAAAAGAGAGAAGGACAAGCCGGACGAACAGGGACAAAGCAGCCUUCAGCGCAUGCGUUCCGUGAGCAGCCCUGUUGUAACCCCGGCAGGAAUGCCGAUGCCUAAAUCUUUCCACGGCUCGGGUAGUGCAUCCGUCGAUGUCGAAGAGGAGGCUGAGGACGAGCGCGAGGCGGUUGCAGGAUCACUGAGCUGUCUCCUGCCUAGGAUAGCAGAGGGGCGAGAACGCUGCGCCUCACCAAGUUCAAAACAGCGAGCGAGUAGCAAGCGGCCGAGAGAGGUUCCUGGUGGCUGUCAGGGAGGGAUGCCAGUUCUUCUCGGCCGCCUUUCUGGGCAAAACAAGGACGGAUGCGUGACACACCGUAACCGCCACAGGACACUUGACGCAGAGGAGAAAACGACGGCAGCCCAAGGGAAACAGCAGGCCGAAACCGCGUGGUGUGGGCGGGAGCAGACAGACCUGGCUGCUGAACGGGCUGCGGAAAGGCUGCAGCGGUCGACGGAGAGGCUGGAAAAGCAGGAGAGAGAGCUACGUGAGGUCGACGCCUCUGAGGUCGGGGACUCCGUUACGUUGAGGCCAGCAGAGUGGUUCUCCCGAGUCAAGAGUGCGGCAGCCGUGUCGGUAGAUGCAGACACCGGACGCGACGGGGACAGCUUGUGUCCGAGACGAGCCGGGGAGGCGCGAAGCUGGCAAGGUGCAUCGCAAGUGAGAGACGCGGAAGGGGGUGAGAGGAGGAAGACACGGGACAGAGGAAGCAGGGACCAAGGCGCCGCCAGGCCAGAAAGACACCAGCCGGAGCAGGGCUUGGCGGUGACAUCGGCUGAGCUUCUCGGCAGGCAAGCGCAUUACGCGUGGCGGGAAGAACGAAGCACGGCAUCCCGCUCGUCGUGCCCGACGCGUUCCCGACACGAAGUGCCAGAAGACGUUGAAGCGUCUUCCUCUCGGACUGUUUGUGGCUCCCCACUGCGAGGAUCCUUCGAGGAAGGCAGAGGAACGGGGACGGUUUCUAAGCGCCCUGAGGAGACUGCGCUCGCGCGAACGUCCUCGCGGCGUGAGGAUAGAUUCGCCAGCCGCCGACGUUCCACGGAAGCUUGCCACAGACGAGAAAAGUGCCUUUCUCCGGGCGGUCGGUCCCACUCCGUGAAUGAAGAAGUGCUGUCUCCCGUGUCUCGCCUCUCCUUCCAGGGCACCGACACGCAAUGCCAGCGCAGGACACUGGCGGCGAGCGAUCCUCACUGCCGCGACUCGUGUGUAGCUUCUCUGUCUUUGUGCAAAACCUGUCCGCGCCUGUCGCAGCAAGUAGGAACUGCUCGCCAUCCACAGAACCGCCCCUUUCGUAGGGCUUCCUGUGCGCUGGGACGGGGCGAGGCGAUCCGAGACCACCCUGCAGAAAGCUCGGCAUGGCCAAAGGCUUGUGGAACGGAGACGCGCGCCUUGGAACUUGGACGAACUGCGGCGAGUGGGCUGUCAGAAGCGCUAGCAAUCGGAGAGCAGGCGCCAUCGAAUCAAGCGCUUGGCGAUGCUUUCUUCCUCUACCGGAGCCCGAAGUGGCCCACGUCGGAGGAUGCACCAGAACCUGAAUCCAGGCAGGGUUGGCGUUUCUGUCGAGACCCCCGGCGACUUGCUUCCGAGGAAGCAGAGAGUUUCUUGCCGCUCGACUUGGCGUGGCGCGAAAACACUCAAGAAAAACGGGACAAAGCAAGCGGUUCAGAGGGCACGCGGAAGCUGUUAACUCGAACAGUGUCUACCCCUGGUUGGGAGUCGCGCAACCAGAGCUCUUGGGGAAGGGACGGGGCAGAUGCCGCAGGACGGGAAAAUGCGUGUCGUCGAGGCGUGGUAUCCGCGCCGGUAUGCCUAGGCUAUGAUGACCAUAGCCGUGACUUCUUUCCGUUGGCGUUUCGAAGCCAGAAAGAAACUGCGGAGGCCGGCAAAAAGAUGCGAGAGAACCAUGUCUCCCCGACGCGGAGUGAGGGGACGCAGGCAGACGGGGGCAACGGCGAGGAGUCGUCAAGUCCACAGGCGUGGCGCACGAAGCGUCCUUGCUCGUCUUCUUCGUCACCCAUCCUUCCCGACGACAGACGGAGGAGGGACUCCGACCGAGAUGAACCGGUCAAGGAGGCUCGGACGCCGAGGCCUGCCGGGCUCUUCUCUCCUCCGUCCGAGUCUUGGUCCGGCGCACGUUUACCCAGCUUCGGGACGUCAGGUGGUCCGGUUCGGCUGAACCAGUCGUCGCUGUCGGGUCGCGCUUCGGAUCCAGGUCCGCCUUCUCCGUGCCCACAUCGCGAGUCGUUGAAGGGAACGCAUCGAAAGGAAGUCGACGGAAACGAGUCGGGCAUGAAGAGCUCGGCUUCCGCCUGUGCCGACGGUUCCUCGACUUCAUCAGUGGAGGAGGCAGCACCUUCGCACGUGAGAGACAGCGCAGCCUGGCGGCAGGUCGAAAGCAUUCGAAGGAGAGCUUCGCUGCCGGUGAACCAUCGUGCAAGCGGUUCUGCCGCGCUCCCCUGUUCAUGCGUUCGCGUCCUGAGCCCGUACAGUCCCAGCAGUCGGCACUCUGACGGCGAAUCUGUCGCUGGGGUGCGGCGGGCGGGAGCCGAGGGUCGAGCACCGCCGCGACGGAGCGAGGACCAAAGCUCAACAGACCGGGGUGACCCGGCGAGUGCUUGGGCCGGAAAGGAAAGAGUGCAUCAGAGAGAUCAGCUGGGCCGUUUUGACUCGAAAGCAUCUCAAAAAGGAAAAAGAGAGCAGGUUUCUGCAGGGCUCGACGCGCGAGAAACGCCAAGAGAAUGGGGGAAAGCUCUUACACAAGACGGGGGCUUCCUCAGGAGCCCCACAUUGAGUGCUCCUCUGCCGCCUCGUCGCACCCCGUCCUUCGACGGAGGUCGAUGUUUCACAGUGUCACCUGUGCAAAAACCGGCGACGAAACAUUCAGAGAAUGGACAGAGUCAAGGGCGAGGCGUGCCUGGCCCCUCGGGCAAAUCUGUUUCUGGCAGCAGGCAUGCAUGCUGCAUGAAAGAAGAGAGAAAGAACGUUUCGGCGAGCAGCCCUUCUUGGAUGCGUUCCUCUUCUCUUCGGAGCUGCCAGUCGGCGCACGUUCGUGAGGGAACUGACGCUUCGGACCACGAUGGGUUUUGUGGAGAGAAGGCAGACCGUGCUCUGUCUUUCUCGUCAGAGGAAGACCUCCAAACCCAGUCUGUCGAGUCGGAAGUGUGCCGGUGGACAUGGAGAGCAGAAAAACGGACGGACACUCUCUGCAGGGAAGGCCAGCUCGAUGGCAGUACGGGUGGUUCGCCUUCCCCCAUUCCUCCGUGUCGCGAAAACGGAGAACUCUCUAACCGGUCGAGACUGCGUUGUGAGACGCAUCUGGAUGGUCCAGGGGAAGCAAGAGAAGAUUCCAAUCCGGCGAAAGAGGCUUGGGUACCAGAGUUACGUCGCUCCUCGAAGGUGCACGGGAGACUCGAAAUGGACAGCAGUGGAAGCGCGGGGCGCAGGGAGGGCGUUUUCGGCGGGCGGCAGUCGACGGAUGGUUUGUCAAACGGAGAGUCGCGUGUGCCGAAGAAGGGAGGGCAGAACGAAUCACUCCCGAUGGAAACCAAGGAAGAGGCGUCGUUUCGUCGCUCCCAGGUGAUUUCCCGCCCGUCUUCGGGCCUUUCCGUAGCCAGGGGGCCCAACGGCUUCACGGAGCUUGACACAAGUCGUGAAACCCCAGAGGCGACUGCCAGGUGUUCUUUCGGCGACUCGUCCAGCCUCGUUCGCAGAAUUGUCUGGGAAGUGCGCCCCGGUCGGCCAAUAUGCCGGUGCCCAGUCGCACCUUUUUCAGGGACAAGGGCGUCCGCAGAGACAGCUUUUGCGUCUCGUGCUGGUUCACGAACCUCGAGCGGAAGCGCGGUUUCUGGAGGUUUUCCCUCCUUUAUCGCAGACAAGAAGCGAACCGAGAGUGCGGGUGGUUCGGUGAGACUGCAGAAGGGCACUGGUGCGAGGCUAUAUGUGGAGCUUCUACCAUGUGGUGUUUGCGGCGGUCUUCCUGAAGCUCAGAUUGUCAAUUAA
This is a messenger RNA of Neospora caninum, 5730 nucleotides long. RefSeq lists its product as hypothetical. The transcript has a single exon. The coding region runs from base 1 to 5730 and encodes 1909 amino acids. The record is from RefSeq and is a predicted model, not a curated record. NCBI's taxonomy places the organism in Eukaryota, Apicomplexa, Conoidasida, Eucoccidiorida, Sarcocystidae.